CUGGGCCCUGGGAGUGGCAUGGGUGAAGUCUGUCUGGGGCUGGAGGCCACAGCAGGCCCACCUUCCUGGUGCGAGAUGCAAAUGAUGGGAACAAUAGGGCCCCUGUCCCCAGGCCAUUUGUGGCAGAGCCUUUGCUCCAGGGAGCCAUAGUUCCUUCACCUCAGCCAUGGACAAGCUCAGUGGGAGCAAGCCCCGGUUGGGGCCACCCCUUCCACCCCCUAGAGGUGUAGACUCCCCAGCUUGGAGAAAGGAUGCCCCCCACUCAUGUCCUCUGCCUGGCCCAGGGACCUGGAGAUGCAACCAUCCCUUCUGGAAAGCCCAAGAAGAGGAGGAAGAGGAGGAGGAUAAAUAUGAGUUGCCCCCCUGUGAGGCUCUGCCCCUCAGUCUGGCCCCUGCCCACCUUCCUGGUGUGGAAGAGGACUCUUUGUACUUGGAUCACCCCCUGAGCCCAUCCAAGUCACCACCACCGCAGCCUGAGCCCGAGAUGCUGAAGGCAGCACUGAGCCUGCAGGAGGCCGUGAAGCAGGGCUGGCCCGUGGGGAGGAGAGAGCUGGGCGCACCGGCCAGAGUGGUGCCAGGCCCUCCAAAGAAACCUGAUGAGGACGUCUACCUGGAGUGUGAGCCCAAUGCAGUCUCAGCCUUGACUCAGACUCUGAGCUCCCAAGUCCUGACGCCCCCAGUCCCUCUACCUAGGACAUCAGUGGUGCCCAGGCCCACUCCAGCCCCCCAGGAAGCUCGGAAUGGAGCAGCGAAUGCCGCCUCUAAAGGCUCUGCAGCAAAGCAGGAAACUCCCAGCCUGUACCUGGAGAUCAUCCCUCAUUCAGAGGUCACGUGUGGCCUAGCUGGAAGGAGAGCCUCUCUUUCCUCUGUAGCCCCCACCUGGAGCACCUCAGCUGCUGAGACUCAGUCUGGGGAAGGCGGACAUGAACACAGAUCACUGCAACCGGGGUUGUGUGCUCCCAGCCCCCCGCCAUGCCCUGGCACAUCUCCGAGCAGCUGUGGGGUAUUCCAGGACGGCAGCCUGCUGGGUCAGCCUUGGUACUCGGGGAACUGUGACCGUCAUGCUGUUGAGAGUGCCCUGCUCCGAUUCCAAAAGGACGGGGCCUACACCGUGCGCCCCAGCUCAGGGCCUCAUGGCUCCCAGCCCUUCACCCUGGCAGUGCUUCUCCACGGUCGGGUCUUCAACAUUCCCAUCCGGCAGCUGGAUGGUGGGCGCCACUAUGCCCUGGGCCGGGAGGGCAAGAACCACGAGGAGGUGCAGUCACAGGAAGGCUGCCUGAGGCCUGGAACUGGGCAGCAGAAUGGCAGUGGAGCUUCGUGGGGCAAACAGGAAGGGAAAUAUUUAGGAAAAUGUCAACGAGCCCCCUCGCCGAGCCCACAGUUCCCUCAGGAAGCUUCUCCGGGCACGAGGCUCAAGGGACUCACUGACGCCCUGCCUCCCUGUCCAGCUCUUCUCCUCUGUGGCCGCCAUUAUCCAGCACUACAUGCAGCAGCCCCUGCCCCUCGUGGACAGACACAGCGGCAGCCGGCAGCUCACCUGCCUGCUCUUCCCCACCAAGCCCUGACACCACAGCGGAAGUACACACCCACCUCUGGCCCCAUAGUUUGCUCCUUGUCCCGUUUACCUUGGGCUGUCUCCCAGGUCUCCACCCCUCCAGGCCCUCCCUGUCCCUUGCCCCAGUCCCUGCAGGCCCUGAUGAGAGGCAUCGGGAAAGGUUGCCCAGAAACAGAAAGGGCCUCGGAGAUCCCACCCCAUGUUCACCCCGAGCCUGGCAGUGCCACUCGCUGCUGCAUCUCCAAGGCUGGGGAGCAGGGGUCAGGCAGGGCCCCCAUUCCCAGCCCCCAGGAAUGGCUGUGUCUGCCCAUUUACUAGGGCCUCCCAAGCUGCUCUGGAUGAAGUCCUCUUCCGGGAAGCUGAGCCUCAGGGGAACAGCACAGGCACUGCUUGGACACAAAGAGAAUCCUCUCGCAUCCUCUUGGUAGCAUAACACACAGCUAGCAUCUGGGAAGGACUUGGUCGCCCUGCACAAAGUUCGCUUUCAAUAAAUAUUUGUUGACUGAA
This is a messenger RNA of Equus caballus (horse), 2062 nucleotides long. NCBI's taxonomy places the organism in Eukaryota, Metazoa, Chordata, Mammalia, Perissodactyla, Equidae. The record is from RefSeq and is a predicted model, not a curated record.